Molecule: messenger RNA, 4208 nt
Organism: Strongylocentrotus purpuratus (purple sea urchin)
Lineage: Eukaryota; Metazoa; Echinodermata; Echinoidea; Camarodonta; Strongylocentrotidae
Gene: nek8
Product: serine/threonine-protein kinase Nek8
Exons: 15
Coding region: 91-2181 (696 amino acids)
Biological process (GO): protein phosphorylation
Molecular function (GO): ATP binding; oxidoreductase activity, acting on paired donors, with incorporation or reduction of molecular oxygen; protein kinase activity
Source: RefSeq, a predicted model, not a curated record
UCUAAGCCACCAUAAUUCUGAGUGACCCAAGAUUAUUUGUUUGAUCGUCGCUAAGAAUACUAGAUUUAAAUCAAAUUAGAAUGCAUUGAUAUGGAACAGUAUGAGAAGAUUAAAGUUGUUGGAAGAGGUGCAUUCGGGACUGUGUACCUGUGCCGCCGGCUGCACGAUAUGAAGCUGAUCAUCAUCAAACAAAUUCCAGUAGAACAGAUGACCAAAGAUGAAAGACAAUCAGCGCUGAAUGAAGUGAAGGUGUUGUCUAUGCUGGACCACCCAAACAUCAUCGAGUAUUAUGAGAACUUCCUGGAGGACAAGGCCCUCAUGAUAGUCAUGGAGUAUGCUGAGGGUGGCACAGUGUUUGAAUACUUACAACAAAGAGGAAAUGCUCUAAUUGAAGAAGAUGAGGUAUUGCGUCUCAUGGCUCAGAUCCUGCUCUCCAUGAAGCACGUCCACUCCAAGCAGAUUCUCCACAGGGAUCUCAAGACACAGAACAUCCUCCUCAAUCGGGAUUGUGACGUCAUCAAGAUAGGAGACUUUGGGAUCUCCAAAAUACUCAGCAGCAAGAGCAAGGCCUUCACGGUGGUGGGGACGCCUUCGUACAUUUCGCCGGAACUCUGUGAGGGAAAACCAUACAAUCAGAAAAGUGAUAUGUGGGCGAUUGGUUGUGUGCUCUAUGAGCUACUCACACUCAGGAGGGCCUUUGAGGCAAAUAACCUACCAGCUCUAGUGAUGAAGAUCAUGAGGGGUUCCGUUGCCCCCAUAUCAGACCGAUACAGUGACCAGCUCAAGCGACUCCUCCUCCGCAUGCUCCACCUGGAUCCUGAUAAACGACCCACGAUAGACCAGGUCAUGGCCGAACCAAUCAUCUUCAAGGCUGUCAUUGAAGUAUGCAUGACGAUGGGGGCUGUCAAAGUCCAUCCCAAGACACAUCCCAUUCUCUCCUCACGGCCCCCAACAGGAAACCAACGCAGGUCAGCAUCUAGAGUUAGCAGUGCUAGAUCAUCAUCACACCGAUCUAACAUCAUACUAGAAAGCAGUGGCAGCGGUGGGCUUCCCAAGCCCCGCCCUCUUUCCUUGAUCUACUGCUGGGGGAAUGGUAUCCCAUCCCCUCUCAGGCUGCCCCUACCCCAUGCAGACACCAAGGUUCUGCAGGUCUCUAUCGGGAGAUCACAGAAGACUGGUGUGACCCACAAUGGCAGGCUCAUCAUCUGGGAGUCACCAUCAAUAGGCACAGACUCAGGCCUACCCGGUGCAGUAGAUCAAGUGGUACCAUUGUACAUACCAAGGUACCUAGAGGGUCAGUCAGCUGUUUCUAUACAGAACGUCUCAUGUGGUGACCUGUUCGUUGCAUGUCUCACAGACAGGGGAAUCCUGAUGACGUUCGGAAGUGGCGCCCAUGGCUGCCUGGGUCACGGUAACUACCAGGACCUCUCCCAGGCUAAGAUUGUGGAGGCCCUCCUGGGGUACGAGGUCGCGCUGGUUUCCUGCGGAGCGUCGCAUGUCAUGGCGGUGACCAAUGAGCAUGAAGUCUUCUCCUGGGGAAGGGGAGACAAUGGUCGUCUUGGUCUUGAUAGCCAGGAAUCUGUCUCGUCCCCUCAGGCGGUAGUAUUACCCCCUCAGCACCGGGCUAGAUCUGUCUGCUGUGGGGUAGACUGCUCGAUGCUCAUCACAGAGGAAGGUGUAGUCAUCGCUUGUGGCAGCAACAGGUGCAACAAGUUAGGCCUGGACCAAGGAGAACAGCAGAUAGAGGAAGUCUUCUCUCUCACACAGGUCGCUACCCAUCCACUACCACAACUCAAUAUCACUUCAGCCGCCAUCGGUACAUCACACUCUGCUUUCAUUACAGACAAAGGAGAAUGCUACACCCUGGGUUCUAACCAAUUUGGACAGCUCGGCUGCAGGACAGAAACCACAACUCCCAGAAUCCCAUGCAAGCCAAGCUUUCCUGAUGAUGUCACCCUCACCCAGGUGGCCUGUGGAGACAUGUUCACCGUCGCCAUAACGACAGAUGACAAAGUCUUUUCAUGGGGUAAAGGGGCAAGAGGAAGAAUAGGGCGCCCUCUACAGGACACCAGUGCACCACGGCAGGUCCGUUUAGUUGACCAGGACAUCAAUGUACUAUCUGUGUCAUGCAGCCAUAGCAACACCAUCAUUGCAUCAAAAUAUGUGGAGAACGAAGCCUAAAAGUUAUUGAACAAGACACAUGUAUUCUUCUAUGCAGGUAAUAACAGACCGAGGCGUCAUAAAUCACUUAUACAGGAAGUACUUAUGCAGGAAACUCCUGUAAUAUUAUGGUGGUUUUUGCAUGUAUGUUUAUCAGACAUUGAAGGUUCUAUUCAAGUUCAUAUUUCAAUGCUUCACAAAUGUAUUUAAUACGAAAUGUUAGUAUUGUAACUAGUCUCUGAACAAUGAAUACAUGUAUUUUUGGACUGGUUGCAUUUCAAGAGCAGAUCUUUAAAGCGAGGGAGAUGGCAGUCAGUUUUCAUGUGCAGAAUGCCAUAGUUCGCUGACACCAGGCUUGGUGGAAAUACCAUUAAUGGGUGUACAGUAACAAGUCUGCACACAGCAAAACCAUAGUCCUAUCAAGAAAUACCCCCUAGUCUCUCAGAGAGUCUUUGGGUGAGGGAAACGUAAGAUAAUAUUUUUACCUUAUGGGGGAAUGGGUUGAAAAUGUAAAGGAGUACAUAAGGCCUGUUGGUCAUAAUACUAAAGUUUAAUCCUGGUGAUUGACAACACCUGUAUUCGGGUGACACCCUAAUUCCCCAUGAGAGCCGACUACAAUGCGUCUUUAAAAGAAGACAUCAAGUUUUUUUUUUUAAUGGAAACAAUUUGUCCCAUAACCAUCUUGUUUUGAAUUUGACCAUUGAAGCAUAUAGAGAAGACAGCUUCUUAUGUAAUACCAAACUUGAAAGUGUAGUAUUAUCGAAUAUGAAUUUCCAUUAGGCGUGGACCCUAUACUAGUAGUUCAUUUUAUAAUGGGUAACAAGCAAAUGUUUUGUUUUGGAGAAUACUCUCGGGAACCGGUUAUUUAACAUACAUGUAUAUUAUAUAUAUUUUUGUUACGACUAUCAAAUUUUUUGUUGACGUUGAUAUCACAGUCCCAAUGAUGAGACCAAACCCAGACCGACACAAGACCACACGAUCAAUGAUAUAUUCAUUAUGGCCCUGAAAGGCCGUCAAUUUGGAGUCAGUUAGGAGUCGGUUUGGCAAUGUGACCGAGUUGUUUAGCAUAAUGUGAUCAACAUGAAUAUUUGUUAUCUUUUUUUUAUCUUAUGGUCACAUGAUGUUACAAUUCUUUGUAUCAAAGAUCAUGAAUUCAGUAUUAAACUUUAGUUAUUUACCUUGAUAUAUUUUGUAUCCAUCUUUGUAUUUAAAAACACACAUUUCCAUAGUACUCUUGAGAAAGAAGUUUCAGCUGAAUAUUGAUUAAUUAUUUAUUAACCUGUAUAUACUCCUUUUUAUGAAAUUUAAUAGCUUUGGUAUUGAACACAUUAUAUAUUUUUCAUAGAGUACCAGUACUAUACGAUUACAGAAUCAUGUUUCACCAUGUUAUGAGAAUACAUGUAUUGUCAUAUUAUAGUCAUUGAUCAUAAUUAUUGGUAUAUAUAUAUGAUUUUUGUAUGGGUUUUUUUUAAUAAGGUAUACUGUACUUACCAAGAUAAUCGAGAUUUACUAAGACUUUUGUAUGAAAAGUGCUGAAUUUUGUAUGUAGCUCACCUUAUGAGGGUUAAAAUCUGUUGAUAUUUACAACACCUUGAUCUGUAAUGUAUUUCUAAUAGGCGUCAUUGAAACUGUACUGUAGAGUGUAAUAUCAAACACUCAAUAAAAUAAUAUAUGAAGAGUUAUAUAUGAUUUGAUAUGCUUUAAUCAAUCCAUUCUGGAUAUGCAUGUGAAUGUAAAUUAUGCAUUUUAAUUCAAUUGCUUUUUUCCUGAAUCACCACCUCCUAUUGAAGAUGAAUUGAAGAUAAAUUUAGUAGCAGUCAAGUUUACCCAGCCCACUUUGUAUGUUUACUUAUCAGUAUUAAUGAGGUGAACUACAUACAUAUUUUUAUGAAACACCUUGAAUUUUGAUAAAAAAACAUUGUACAACAUUUAUUUAUAUUGUUCUGUAGAAUAGUUAGUUAAUAUUAUGUCACAAUUUUAUCAUAUGCAAAUUUCAUGUGUGCUUCCAUGUUUCGUAUGUUAAUUGAUUAGGCUUACAAACAAGGUAU